Syngnathus typhle (broad-nosed pipefish) is the source of this 1586-nucleotide messenger RNA. RefSeq lists its product as uncharacterized. The record is from RefSeq and is a predicted model, not a curated record. The coding region runs from base 181 to 861 and encodes 226 amino acids. NCBI's taxonomy places the organism in Eukaryota, Metazoa, Chordata, Actinopteri, Syngnathiformes, Syngnathidae. The transcript is spliced from 6 exons.
GCUUCAGUCAUUUCCCGUUCGACAGGUUUAGGUUCUGCUCCAGCUCUGUAGGGACACAUUGUGCUUUUGCCUCACAAUUGGAAGCACGCUCAGCGGUGCAUUUUUGAGAAAAAAUAUUAAGGAGUUGUUUUUUGAUGACCAACGAAGAUAUUUUGCAAAGAAAAGGGCACACAGACAUACAUGACUAAAAAAAAAAAAGGUUUGGACAUUAAACACGCAAUGAAUAUAGAAGGAAAUAUUGAAAAUGGAUUGUCAUUCCAUCCAGACGGUGACAUAGAUGUGGCUCUAGUUAUGGAACCCCGGCAUGCUUGCAUGAAGACAUUUGUCAAACGCCUCGCCUCUGGAACAGUAACAAUUGUUAUUUACACCGAAAAGAAGGCCUACAAACCAGGCGAAGGCAUCCAAGUCAUUGUUGAAGCCAUCAACCGGUCGACUUGCUCGUUGAUGCUCAAGUACAUAUUGCAACGGAAGCAAAGUCGGAUUUCCCCGGGUAAAAGGAUAACUGGCGUGUGUCCAAUCGCUGAGAAAGUUGCCAAGCGUGUUCGGGCCUACAGCAGAAGGAUGAUGCUCGAUGUGAUCACCAUCCCGAGAGGGAGCCCUCCCACCAUCUCCAUGGGUUCACCCAUUGAACUACACUACGAGUUGAAGGUCUGUGUGGAUAUGACUGGCUCAAACUCCGCUUACCUCAGCUGGCCAAUAGUUGUGCACCCCAGCAGUCUACAUUCCGCCAAACGACAUCAACAGUCACUCAAUGCUUUAACUCUGGGAGAUGUUCUUCAUCCAAUCCCAAACCAGCAAAAGCCGAGACCUGGAAAACCACCACGAAAAGCCAACUCUAUAGACUCGCCUCCUCGAUUUUGAAAUUUUUAACUACAAAACUAAUGAAGGUGGGAAACUAUCCAUCCAUCCAUUUUCUGUACCGCUUUUCCCCACGGGGGUUGCGGGCGUGCUGGAGCACCCUGAACCGGUUGCCAGCCAAUCGCAGGGCACACAGAGAUGAACAACCAUCUGUACUCGCAACCACACCUAGGAGCAAUUUGGAGAGCUCAAUCGGCCUACCAAGCAUGUUUUUGGGAUGUGGGAGGAAACCGGAGUGCCCGACGAAAACCCACACGGUCAUGGGGAGAACAUGCAAACUCCACACGGUGGAAUAGAACCCCCACCCUCCUAACUGUGAGGCGGACUUGCUCUCUACAAUAUUUAUCUUUUGCAUGAAAUUCAUAUAUUGGAUGGGAAUUUAAUCCAAGGAUGUAAUAUGAUAAAUGCUCAUAGAUGGCAAUUGCUCGUAAGUGUAGGUGAUUUAAUUAAGUGUAAGCAAACAAAUUGCAACCUAAUGGCUAUAUGUAUUUUUGUACAUUAUAUUUAUAUUUUAUAUUCAUUUUCGUGUGUGUGAGUGUAUCUAUAUGUGUAUAUAUUCAAUACAUUUUUAUUCAGGUAUUUUUAUUUUUUAAUGUAUUUUCAAAAUUGAACUCUAUGUUAUGAUUUUGUUAACUAGUAUACUUAUUGUUGAGGCCACUGUAAAGGAGUCGUACAACAUACAGCUGUAUAAAUUGAAACUGAAAUAAAUUGAUACUCUUCAAACUCUC